Messenger RNA from Moneuplotes crassus, 1362 nucleotides. Lineage: Eukaryota; Ciliophora; Spirotrichea; Euplotida; Euplotidae. The record is from the annotation of a GenBank genome assembly.
AUUUUCUAAUUUUAAAAAUAUUUUAUUAUGAAAGGAACAAGAAUGUUCGAUACAGAGUGCAAGGGUACCAUUGUCAAGCAGUAAGACUUAUGUAGGGAGAUUUAGGACUAAUACUAGCUUCCAGGUAUCACCUUCAUUAUCACUGUUGAAGAAUUCACCUGCAGGAAAGGAAACUAUUCUACCAGAUCUGUCUAGGUUUAGUAGGCAAGGAAGAGAGAAACCAUUUCUUAAGCCUAAAGAAAGUGAAUUCCAGAUUGGCUCAGCUCUGGGUAUGCUCAUCGAAGACCAGAACCGGAUGUUCCGGCUUCGCCAGAGGCGAAACCGGCGCUUCGGAGCUAGCGUUGAUUACACCAGGAAAGAGAAAAAGAGAAAGAAAGCUCUAAUAGGCAGGCAAACCACAUUGCUCAAGGAGCUAAAGCUUCUUGAAAGCAAAGGAAAAUAAGAAGCUUAACAAUCUGGAUAAAAGAGAUAAUGAUAGAGCUAUAAAGACCCUAAGAAGAAAAAUCAAAGAAGACAGGCUCAAAAACGAAUAUUAUGGCAAGUGUUCAAUUGAGAUUUUGGCGAAUAAACAUAAAGAAGAACAUAGCCCGGAACUUAGUAUCAAGAAUACAUUGAACCAAAGCUACGAUGCAUUAUACUCCAGUUACAAAUCACUUAAAUUGGAUGAAACUAAAUCCCAAAAGGAUUUUACCAUCCUUCGGGAUACUUCUCGUCCAAUGUCUCCAGAUGAUGAGGACUACUUUGAUAGUGUGAACCCUUGUAGAAAACCCCGAAGUGUGAAAAUUUCCUUCGAUGAGCACGAUAACAGUUAUUCUGAACGUCUCUCAGUUUCGCCAGAGGAAAGAAAGAUGAUUAAGAAUACUUUAUUCCUAAAAAAAUAAAAUAAGAGAAGAGGACAAAGAACUCGAAAUAACUCGGAAGGCUAUUCAUGAAAAUAUUUCUCUCAGACAAUUCAAGCCAAGAGGAAGUUAUAGUGGCAUCUCUAGUCCAAUGGCGAUGAACAAGCGUUACAAGUCAAGAAAGUUUGGAGGCAUUCAUGUUCAUCCUUCUGGUAAAAUCCAACUUGAGGUCAAAUAAAACUCUACGAUUACUGAAUCCCAAAAUUGCUGAAGUUGAGCAUUUAGGCAGUAUCAUUGAUCAGAAAAAUCUUCUCAAAAGAAAACAAAUGGCAGCCAGAAUUCAAGACAAUAUCAAAGAAGAGCAGAUAGGGCUUGAGAAAAAGAUAAGGGUUCCUCCGAAAUUUGGUGGAUAAAUACUUCAAUCAUGGAUCUAGUCUAACUUAAGUUCUUAUUAAGCAGCUUAAAAAUUGUGACAAAGUAACUUGUUCCUGAAAAUAAUUCUCAAUGUUUGAUUUUGAGCAUC